Messenger RNA from Coniophora puteana RWD-64-598 SS2, 2582 nucleotides. Its product is annotated as glycoside hydrolase family 55 protein. The transcript has 9 exons. NCBI's taxonomy places the organism in Eukaryota, Fungi, Basidiomycota, Agaricomycetes, Boletales, Coniophoraceae. The record is from RefSeq and is a predicted model, not a curated record. Gene Ontology annotation, molecular function: polygalacturonase activity. Bases 35 to 2380 code for a protein of 781 amino acids.
CAUCGUCUUCCCCCCGGUCUUCUGGUCAUCUGCCAUGUUGUUUGGCACGAUCACCCUCACGGUGCUCAGCACCCUGCUCAGCUCGGCGCAGUCCGUCGCUGCCCUCGGCUCGACCUGCACUACUGCCCUCGGUGGUGGCACCGCCGGUGCGAGCGACCCGUUCUGGCUGCAGAACAUGAAGCACCAGGGCACGUCUGCGUUCAACGCGGACCCGAGCUCAUACGCUGUCUACCGCAACGUCCAGGACUACGGUGCCAAGGGUGACGGGUCUACCGAUGAUACCGCUGCUAUCAUGAGCGCCAUGACUGACGGCGGACGCUGCGGAGACGUGAGCUGCGCGUCGUCGACCCUUACGCCGGCCAUCCUCUACUUCCCCUCUGGAACCUACGUCGUCUCGUCCGCGCUCAGCCAGUACUACUACACCCAGAUGGUCGGUGACGCGCGCAACCCGCCGACGCUCAAGGCCAGCGCGGGCUUCAGCGGCUUCGCCGUCAUCGACUCCGACCCAUACAUUCCCGCCGGCAGUGGUGCCCAGUGGUUUGUUAACCAGGACAACUUCUUCCGGUCUAUUCGCAACUUCGUCAUCGACACCACCGCCAUGCCCGCUUCGGCGGCGGCCAUCGGUAUUCACUGGCAGGUCUCGCAGGCGACGUCGCUCUUCAACGUCGUCUUCAACCUCAACUCGGGCUCCGGCACGCAACACAAGGGCAUGUUCAUGGAGAACGGCAGUGGCGGUUGGAUGGGCGACAUCGUCGUCAACGGCGGUAACAUCGGUCUCAACGUCGGAAACCAGCAGUUCACCGUCCGCAAUGUUACCAUUAACAACGCUGUCACUGCUAUCUCGGGUAUCUGGAACUGGGGCUUCACUUACCAGGGCCUCACCAUCAGCAACUGCCAAGUCGGUCUCGAUCUUGCCACUGGUGGUCUCACGCAGGCGGCCCAGACCGUCGGCUCUGUCCUCGUCGUUGAUGCCGUUGUGACCAACACCCCCAUCUUCAUCCAGGACUCGACUGCGGCAAACGGCGGUCUCAGUGCCGGCUCGCUCGUCCUGAGCAACGUCCAGCUCAACAACGUCCCCACCGCCGUCACGGUCACCGGAGGCACCACCGUCCUCGCCGGCGGCAGCACCACCAUCGAUUCGUGGGCGCAGGGCUUCACCUACAGCGGCACGAGCGGCACCCCGACGUUCACCCAGGGCACCAUCACCGGCCCGUCCAAGGACGCGAGCCUGCUCGACAGCGCCGGCCGCAUCUUCGGCAAGACGCACCCCCAGUACGAGAGCUACGCCGUCGACCAGUUCGUGAGCGUCAAGACGAGCGGCGCCAAGGGCGACGGCUCGACGGACGACACUGCCGCGCUCCAGGCUGUCUUUGACCAGUACGCCGGGUGCAAGAUCAUCUUCUUCGACGCGGGCACGUAUUAUAUCACCGACACGCUCACGAUUCCCGCGGGCACGCAGAUCGUCGGCGAGGCGUGGUCGACCAUCAUGGCUGGCGGCUCGGCGUUCUCGGAUAUCACUAACCCCAAGGUCGCGGUGCAGAUCGGCAGCGCGGGCGACACCGGUGUUUUGGAGAUCACGGAUAUGUUGUUCUCGACCAAGGGCCCUGCGCCCGGUGCGAUCAUGGUUGAGUGGAACGUGCAUGAUCCCUCUGGCCAGCAGGGUGCUGCGGGUAUGUGGGACACCCACAUGCGCUUCGGUGGUGCAACCGGCACGAACCUCGCGAACCCCCAGUGCCCCCAGGCAUCGCGCAACGCCGCCUGCCAGGCCUCCUACCUCGGCCUGCACCUCACCUCCGGCUCGUCCGCCUACAUCGAGGGCACCUGGGUCUGGACGGCCGACCACGACCUCGACACGACCAACUCGGCCAACGUCACCGUCUUCUCCGGGCGCGGCAUCCUCUCCGAGUCGCAGGGCCCCGUGUGGCUGAUCGGCACGUCCUCGGAGCACGCCGCACUGUACCAGUACAACCUCGUGGGCGCGAAGAACCACUGGAUCGGCUUCGCGCAGACGGAGACGCCGUACUACCAGCCGCAGCCCGCGGCGCCCGCGCCGUUCUCCGUGAACAGCGCUCUGAGCGAUCCGACGACGUUUGGCGGCUCGUCGAACAUGGCGUGGGGCAUGAACAUCCAGGGCUCGAGCGGCAUCACCAUCUUCGGCGGGGGCUUCUACAGCUUCUUCAACAACUACGACGGCACGUGCAACACCGCGCGCAGCUGCCAGGACCAGGUGCUCAACAUCGACUCCACCUCGUCCGUCAACGUGUACGGCCUCUCCACGCUCGGCACGCCCAACCAGCUGAGCGUCGGCGGGACGGGCGUCAUCGCCGCGAACCACAACGGCGACGGCUUCCAGGACACCGCCACCGCCUGGACCUCUUAAGCGCUCUCGCAGCAGAGGCUAGACUCAGAGGGCGCUUAGUAGGCCCGACUAUAAAUAUUCGUUUGCAAUCUGGGUUUUAUUUAUCUGCAUUGGUAUCGGCACACCUCUGGAGGUGCAUAUAGGGCUACACACGGUGCUUUGCUCAUGUUGUAUUUGUAAACACUGGAACCAAAAUUACAAUUGACGCAUCAUGGAGAACAAA